UUUUUCCCCCCCAUUUUCAAAAACCUCAACAAAAAGAACCAACAAUGACGGAGCCAGCAAUCGACGCUGACAACCAUACCACACUAGUCUAUGACAUCUAUGCUCCACAGUAUCCUUGGUGGUGUUUCAAUUUUCUCAUCUUGAUUUGGUGUUUGGGUUGCCUCACUGAAUUCAUCCUGCUUCGAACCAAUGCAUUUGGCAUAUCCUCCAAGUUCCAAGCCCUAACUCUUGAAAAGAGGCGCAAUGUUGUGAUCUAUAUCCUUCAGAUCUUUGUCACAACCCUUUCAUUGGCCCUUCAAUUGGCAGGGGGGGUUGAUUUAAUCUUCCGAUUAGAUGACACGACAUCUGAGCUCCGCUUCACCAUGAUGUUGGUUUCUUCACAGAUCAUCUUUGUGCUGUACAUGUGGGAGCUCAUCUACCGCAUCAGCAUUGGCACUCCUCUGCUUGUCCAUCAUGUCAUGACUUGUGUUAUGGCUCAGCUCUUGGCGUUGUCAAUCUUUGAUGCAUAUGCUGUAGUAUAUUUGAGACUUGCAGUCAUCCUCAGUUGUUAUGCCACCACUGAGCAAUCUUCCUUUGUGGCACUCCUCUGCUACCGCUUGGAUCUGUUCUCCAAGAAGGUUCAAUACAACCUGUUCACCCUUGCCGCAAUUCAGUCCUUCAUUUUCAAGACAGCCAUUGCCAUCUUUUCCUUGUUGUACUUUUGUGUGACCUUUUAUAUUCAAGGAGAGGCUGAUGACCAACCAACUAACUGGAAAUGGUUCUGGAAGAUCUGCUUCAUUCCUUUGGUUGUCGUUCUGUUCGGUGCUCAGGUCUACUCCAGCCAAAUCUUGUGGACAUUGCGCUUGAAGUGCAGUAGUGAAGUUGAAGAGUCCAAUCAGGAGAAUCCACAAUCAAUGGAUGCGUCAAGCGAGAGCAAGAGCACCCAACUGUUGGACACAGUGAUGGAUGAUUCUCUCCGCCGGGUUCGUGACGUGUCCUGCGAGAUUGACGUAUAGUUGCGAGUCCCGACAUUUUGUGUACAGAUAGAAAGCCAUUUUUAGAUAUCUAGGUCUACUUUUCCCACU
Molecule: messenger RNA, 1064 nt
Organism: Seminavis robusta
Lineage: Eukaryota; Bacillariophyta; Bacillariophyceae; Naviculales; Naviculaceae
Source: the annotation of a GenBank genome assembly